Messenger RNA from Drepanopeziza brunnea f. sp. 'multigermtubi' MB_m1, 378 nucleotides. The record is from RefSeq and is a predicted model, not a curated record. NCBI's taxonomy places the organism in Eukaryota, Fungi, Ascomycota, Leotiomycetes, Helotiales, Drepanopezizaceae.
AUGCUGUCCGUCCUCAACGCCCAGAACAAGGCGGGCAACACGGCGCUGCACUGGGCGGCUCUGAAUGGCCACCUCGAGGCUGUGAAGGUGCUGCUGGACGAGGGGUCGGAUCCUACGAUUGCGAAUCAGAAGGGCCAUGAUGCGGUGUAUGAGGCCGAGUUGAAUGACAAGAAGGACGUUGUGGAGUGGGUGUUGAAGGAGGGUGGAGAGGGCCUGGAAGCGGGAGUGGGCGGUGGUGCUGGAGAGGGAAGCGCGGAUGCAGACGAGGAUAUGAGUGACGGGGAGGCACAGGCGGAUGAUGGGAGGGGAGAAGCGGCUGAUAGGAAGGGCAUCGAGGAGAAGCUGAAGGAGUUGGUUGUUGAGGAUGGAAAGAAGUGA